AUGCUGCGCGGUGUCUCGUUGGCGCCGCAGCAGCGGGCGGUAAAGGACCCGCAAGACUUCCCCAGCGAGCUGAAGAACUCUCUCCUCGGUGUGCCACCCUUCCCUGCUCCUACGGGCUACGGGUCGGUCGGCGGCAGCGGCGCCAACUCGGCGCCGGUAUCGUCGCCGCUUCUGUCACGUGAGGCGUUGCAAGUGCAGAACCUCUUUUCGAGAGAGCCUUCCCCGUCCUCGCUCAUGUCGCGGGUGUUUCGCUCGGCGAAGCCCCGCUACAGCACCGGGCUCACGGGGCAGGUGCCGGUCUUCGACUACAACGGCAACCUCACGACGCGCCAGGUCGGCGUCCACACCUUUCGCUUUCGCAGCCUGUCCCUCUUCUACUUUCUUCGCUCGCAGCCGUGGACGGUGCUAAUCACGUACUCCGUCAUCCUCUACCUCAUUAUUGUGCUGCUCAUCACAGCCGCCUACUACGCGUGGGGGGUGGCGUGCGGGGCGGCAAUGAACGUGGUGUCUGCCAUCUACUUCACGGUCGUGAGUCUAGCGGCGAACGGCGGGUACAUGGGCGAAGACGGGGACACGAUGACUGACGCCACUCACAUGUGCUACCGCGGUCGCACCGCAAUCGUGAUGGUGUGCUCGUACGUGAACAUCCUGUUUGUCGGCCUCGUCGCAGCCCUCGUGGUCAGCAAGGCUGAGUACACGGGCAAGCUCGGCCACCGCGUCGUCUUCAGCGACUUCUGUACGCUGACAACCGUCCCGGGCCGGGUGGAUCGGUGGCGGCUGGUGUUUCGAGUCGCCAACGUAGACAACCACAUUCCACUGGCUCGCGGCAAGCUGCGCCUGUUCUGCGUUACGGCAGAGCCCCUCAAAGAGUACCACAUACAGCAGCAGCAGCAGCAGCAGCUUCAGGCGCUCCGGCACUCGCGUCCCGUGAAGAAACUCGCGGAAUCGACGUGGAGCGGCAUUCAUCCGCUCCUGCCAGGGGUGGAGUACGACGGAGGUGGCGGCGGGCGGCAGCCGCAGCGGACAGCGCCGCCGCCGGCGGAGGCAGAUGCGAAAUGUCACACUGCAAAGGCAACGAAACGACAUGCGAAGGCGCAUCGUCGUCUACACAGCACGCUGGCCCCGCCGGCGCCACACGACUCCGCUGAGAGCAGCAGCAGAGAGGAUAGAAGCGGGUUGACCCGGGCGCAGCGGAAUCGACAGCUGCACAAGAGCGGCAGUGGUGGCCAUACAGACGAGGCGGACAGACCAGGGCGCCAUCGCGGGCAGCGCAGCGAAGGCUCUCUCAGUCCCCAGAAACGCCACAGCAUGCCGUCCGCAGAAAGCGGGGGACACUGGGGCACCUCAAGCGGCCCCAGCAGGUGGGCGUCGACUGCGUCGUCUGGCUCUGACGAUUCCACGCUGAGCACCUCCGUUGCUUCAUCCCGCUUCCUGUCGGCCUCGUCGGCUGCGAAAGCCACCUCCUCCACGCGCGCAGGACGCAAGGCGGUCGGCAGAGAGAAGGCACCGUCGCCGAAGUCGAAAAGCAGCGCAGCGGUGGACAACGUGGACGUGGACAAAGCGAACUCGUCCGUGAGCAGCCAGGAGGGCAGCUGCCUCUACGCAGCCUCCCCAUUGACGGAGGUGGGAAAGGAGCCCAGCGUCGCCUUUGCCGGCAAGCGGUCUCUGCUCCCCACUGGCAUUCCUGAGCCUGCUGUCUCGGUCCCCAUUCUAAGCCACUUUCCCAACGUGGAUGCCGGCAAAACGAUGGAGCGGGUGCAUCUGUGCGUUCAUGAGAUGCGCUGGACCUGCGCCGGGGAGACUUACCUCGACCGCGGUGAACGCGGGCAGCUUUCCCUGUGGUAUCCGGCCGACAUCAUUCACAUCAUCGACGAGCGCAGUCCGCUGCGCCCCUUCUUGGAGCUGCCACACGUCGCGGCGUCGCUCGGUAGCGGCGGUGCCGCUGCCAACGCGCUGUCCGGAUUCCCGUCUCGCGCUGACCUGGUCCGGCAACACUUCCAGAUCGUGGCUGUCUUUGACGCGACCGAGAUGGAGACCGGCUCGACCAUUACAGCGAAGCGCACCUACGCCAAUGAGGACAUUGUAGCCCACUACAAGUUCUCUGACCGCCUGGUGCACGUGCACCCGGAGAGCAGCGAGGUGUUGCUGGACUUCCACUACUUCAACGCCUUGCUGCCGAUGAACCUCGUCGAGCCCUCCACGACGGAGUCGGACAUGUAA
This is a messenger RNA of Leishmania major strain Friedlin, 2220 nucleotides long. RefSeq lists its product as hypothetical. The record is from RefSeq and is a predicted model, not a curated record. NCBI's taxonomy places the organism in Eukaryota, Euglenozoa, Kinetoplastea, Trypanosomatida, Trypanosomatidae. The coding region runs from base 1 to 2220 and encodes 739 amino acids. Gene Ontology annotation, molecular function: inward rectifier potassium channel activity. Gene Ontology annotation, biological process: potassium ion import across plasma membrane; regulation of monoatomic ion transmembrane transport. Gene Ontology annotation, cellular component: plasma membrane. The transcript has a single exon.